Molecule: messenger RNA, 12265 nt
Organism: Anastrepha ludens (Mexican fruit fly)
Lineage: Eukaryota; Metazoa; Arthropoda; Insecta; Diptera; Tephritidae
Product: lachesin
Exons: 11
Coding region: 1-1593 (530 amino acids)
Biological process (GO): homophilic cell-cell adhesion; synapse organization
Cellular component (GO): plasma membrane; neuronal cell body; axon
Molecular function (GO): axon guidance receptor activity; protein binding
Source: RefSeq, a predicted model, not a curated record
AUGAGGCGUAAAAGACCCUUUACAAUUUGCAUGUCUAUUGCAGCUGUACGAAUGUUGGCGUCAACCAAUCUAAUGAGCAAACAUGAGCCAAUGUUUAUUUCACGUUCGGAGACUUUCAAAUUCGUUGCCGGUGAUACAAUAAGAUUGCCGUGUGAAGUUGCCAAUACAGAUCCUUAUGUAGUCGCAUGGAAGCGCGGCAUCGCCAUUCUAACCGCCGGCAAUGUGAAAGUAACUCCGGAUCCACGUGUGUCGCGUGCCGAGCGAUUCAAUUUACAAAUUCGCGAUGCUGUGCCACAGGAUGCCGGCGACUACAUCUGUCAGAUAGCCACAAUGGAGCCACGGGAAAUUACGCACACUGUUGAAAUUUUGGUGCCACCAAGGAUCCAUCACAUUAGCACUGGCGGACAUUUGCAAGUCAAAAAGGGCUCUUCGGUGCGUAUUGAGUGCUCGGCCUCCGGUAAUCCGACGCCGAAUGUAACUUGGAGUCGUAAGAAUAAUAUAUUGCCCAAUGGCGAAGAGAAACUACAUUCACACAUCCUGUCAAUCGAGAACGUGGACCGGCACAAGGGCGGCGUCUAUAUUUGCACAGCCAACAAUGGUGUUGGACAACCGGCAUCCAGUCAAGUCGUCCUGCAUGUCCUGUAUCCUCCGGAAAUAUCUGUAGAGCGUCCCAUAGUAUUCUCUGGCGAAGGGCACGAGGCCAUGCUGGUGUGCAUAGUUCAUGGAGAAACGCAACCUGAGGUCCUUUGGUUCAAAGACACCAUGCAGCUGGACACCACCGAACGUCACAUCAUGGAGAAUCGUGGCUCACGUCAUACACUGAUUAUACGGAAGGUGCAUCCCCAGGACUUUGGUAAUUAUUCUUGUGUGGCUGAAAAUCAACUUGGGAAAGCACGAAAAACCUUGCAAUUGAGCGGGAAACCAAAUGUUGCCGUCUUCAACUCGCCGCCAAUCAGUCAGUACAAGGACAGAUACAACAUCUCUUGGACCGUAGACUCGCACACACCCAUCGAAGAGUACAAAUUAUCCUUCCGAAGGUUACCGCAAGGACAUGAGGUCGACAACUCCAUCGAUACACUCUCGGGUUCAUCCUCUUCAACGCUGCUACAGAUGUAUGGUGGCGGUGGCGUCAGUAGUGUAGGCGGCGGUCUGCUCGGUAGCCAACAUAAUCAUCGUCUCGGCAGCGGUUUGGGUUCCAGUCUUAGCAGCUAUGGCAACGUAAUGCAUUGGGGUCGCAACGAUUGGCGCGACGUGGUGCUGCCUGCGAUGCCAUUGUCACAUCAUUACACGCAAGGAAUGAGCUAUAUGAUACGCGGCCUGGAUCCGGACCAACACUACGAGGCCACCGUGCAAGCGAGGAAUCGUUAUGGUUGGAGUGAUUUGACGCACAGUUUCCUCUUCUCAACAUCUUCGAAUGAUGGACUUAUUGAUCUAUCAUCUUUUCUAAAUCACGGUUCGUCAGACAAUGAGAUGCGCGACCUGAGUGUCACAUUCUACGGUAGCGGCGCCACCCACAAACUCCGAUUAAGCCUCACCACCCUCUCAUGUACGACCUUAGUUUUAGCAAAACUCAUCAAAUGCUUUUGGGCCUAAAUAUGGCCGCAGAGCUGAGCUGAGCUGGUGUAGAGUCUAAACAAGUGACUCUUGAGUAGAAAUUUUACUAAAUACUUCGUUCAAAGGACAAAGUUGAUAUUAUGCAAUCACAGAGUACUUUUAUAAAGCCAAAGGAAAGCAGAGUAGAAUGCGAAGAGCAUAAAGUAAUGAACAUUAAAAUUUGGUAAGAAAUAUGUUUAAUAUUUAAGCUAAAGGAAAUAUUAUAUAAUCUUAUUUACCUAUCAAGUGCUUACGUUUGUGAUUUUUCCAUUGAUGAACUGAUUUGUAUUCAUAAAAAAUUAGAUAAUAGCGCGCACGGCGAACGAUGGUCUAUAUAUUUAUUUUUUUUAUUUUAGUAACUAAGGAUUUCAUGUAUGGCCUAAGUUUCUUUGUAAGAGAGAGUAAGUCAAGGCAUAAUGUCACAGACUUCUAGACUAUCGGCAUGCAAAUGUAUAGGUGUGAGAAUAUUAUUUGAUGAGAUAUCAUUUGAAAUUAUUUGUUAUGCUUGUAUUCUCAAAAUAUUUAAUAUGAAAACCAAAAUUGUUGUAAAUGCGUUGCGCUGCUUGAUGGAUGGAGAGUGAUCGAUGUGAAAAAGACAGAACCUCAACUGUAAAUAAUAAGAGAAUUUUUAUCUUAAACUCAUACUCUUAGGCUAAUUGAAAAUAAAAGAAAAAACCAACAAAAAAACAAACAAAAAAAAAACCAAAAACAAACACAAAAACAAACGAAGAUUGGCGACGCCUUGCAUAGGCUGAGAGUUUAAUAGCAACAAUGCAAAUGCGUUCGCUCUAUUCGGAAUAGUAUCAAACACAUGGAAACAAAUGGGUGCAUACACAUUUGUGUGAUGCUGUUUGAGAACGGAAUGCACACACACACACACACGCAGCCAAACAAAAAGGCAACUCAAUAUUCAACUGUAGUACGUAAUGAAAUAGUGAAAGAGAAGACAUUAUUUGUGAGUAAAUUUAAUAGUAAAAAUUUAAAUUAAUUUAAUAUUAGUGCAAAUUAAAAAUAAAAAGUGAAGAAGGAAGAAUAAAAAAUAAAAAAUUAUAAAUAAAAAUAAGAAAUAAAAUAAAAUAAAAAAUAAAAUAACAACUAAGAAAACAUAAAACAUAAAAACCAAUAAAAAAAACACCCACAAACGAUAGCAAACGUAUGUAUGUAUAUGCUUAUAGGCUAAUGCACUCAGAGAUAUGUAUGUAGAUAUGUGCAUUUAACAUAUGUAUAUCGUACAUAUUAAUAUACUCUAUUAAAUUAAUCAAUCGCACAUUCAAGUAUUGAAAUUUAGUAAAAAAAAAUUAAGUUUGGCAAACUUUAAUCAUUUUUUUUAUCAUUUUGGGUAAAGCAAAUGCCAAGAUCAAGGCCAAGGCCAAGCGCGAAUACUAACAAUUUGAUGCAAAGAAAAAAUUGUCAGCUAAGAGCAGCUAAAAAUUACAAAUAAAAUUAAAGUGAAUAAAUAUUAUGUAACUAAUAAUUGCUUGCGGCCAUACAUACAUAGACAAUUUUUAAGCUUUUUGCUAUUUAACUUAUAAGCAACUAUGUAAUACGUACGUGCAUAUAUACUUACAUAUAUAGAUAAUUUUAAAACAUAAAAUCAGGCAUCUAGAAAUUCAAAAUUUAUUAAAUUCUAAGGUAUGUAUGUGCGCUCAUAUGUAUUGGUACGCGUAUUGGUAUAAAAACAAAAACAAAAAAAUAAAUAAACACAAAAACCAAGCAACAAAAGUAUAUCGAAGUAUACCGAAUGCCACAAAUCAGAGUAAAAGAAGCCAUAAAAGCUGAAAAGUUUUUCGUAUAGUACUUUUUUUUUUUAAAUUGUAACUUUUCACAACACUCACUGGAGAAUCGUAGGUUGCACCUUAAUUUAUAUUCUAUUAUAUUCUUUUCAAUACAUAAGUAAUUUGCCGGAGCUGUAACGGGACUCAGGUCUAAGGUAGGGCUCGCUGGUCUGUAAAAAGGUCUCAUUUAAACCUCUAGAGCUUAUUGUGUUGCCAGAGUUGUGUAUCUGGAGUCAAAGAGCUUUAGGAGUCGGAGUUGCAAUAGAAGCGCUGUGUCAUAUAAAUAAUUUGCAUAUUUCCAAUAAACGCAAAAAUACACAUUCGCCACUUUUGCGCAAAUUUGGAGGACUUGAAUAAGUGCCCAUACAAUAGUUUUGAAAUAUACGAAAAAAUUGCACCUACAGGGUGGCUGAUGAAUUUUGCUACAUUAAGAAACUCAAAUAACUUUUUUUUUAGUGUAUGGAAUUCAUUUAUUUUUUUUCAAGUUUAGUUUAGUUUUAAAAAUAAUUGAAUUUAAAUGCCCCCCAUGCUCGUUGACACAAGUGCGGCAUCUUAGUAAAAAGUUGUUCAUUGCUGCUUUGAGAGUUGCGACAGGAAUAGCCGCAAUUGUUGCCCGAAUGGAUUGUUUUAGUUCAUCCAAAUUUGUUGGCUUUGUUUUAUAAACUUCUUGUUUACAUAAACCCCACAAGAAAAAGUCAGGUGCAGUAAGGUCAGGCGACCUGGGGGGCCAACGAAAUUCGGAGUUUCUUGAAAUCAGUUUAUUGGGAAAUUUUCGUCGCAACUCUAUCAUAACAGUCUGGGCUAUGUGAGACGUUGCCCCAUCUUGUUGAAACCACACAGAGUUGAAAGGAAUUCUCUUUCGGCGUAGUUCUGGAUAGAAAAAUUCUUGCAGCAUUUUCAAAUAACGGUCUCCAGUAACCGUAACGGUGUGACCAUUUUCUUCAAAAAAAUAAGGCCCGACAAUACAGCGUGAAGAAACCGCACACCACACUGUCACGCGAAGAGGAUGCAAUUCCGUCUCGUGGAGUAUCUGUGGGUUAGAAGUAUCCAUAUUCGACAAUUUUGUUUGUUCACAUUGCCGUUUAAAUCGAAAUGGGUCUCAUCAGACAUGAAAAGGCAGUUUAACAUGUUCUGGUCUUCUUCCACCAUUUGCAGGAUCUUCUGGCAAAAUUCCAAGCGAAUCGGCAAGUCUGCUGCAUUCAGUUUGUUAACCAUUUGAAUUUUGUAGGGAAAUAAGUCUAAAUCUUUGUGCUUUAUUGUUUGCAAAGACUGUCGGCUGACACCAAGUUGAGCAGAUAAGCUUCUUGUUGAAACCCUUGGAUUGCUUUGUAUAGCUGCAGCUACAGCAGCGAUCGUUUCCUCCAUCCGAACUGGUGGGUUUCGAUGAUAAGGCCUUCUUGCGACUGUUCCUUGCUCAGCAAAAUUAUUCACCAGUCUCAUUAUGGUCCAUCUGCUCGGGGGAUCGCCGCCAAACAUCCGCCUGUACUCUCUCUGUACCAAAACUACGGACUCCAGUGCGUGAUAGCGGCGGACUAUCCACAUUCUUGUUUGCGUGUCCCAGUUAUCCAUUUUAAUAAAUUUUAAAGAUCAAUCUGCAAAUUGAAACCAAAAUGGAACAGAUAACUUAAAAAGAAAAAAAGUUAUUCAAUUUUUUUUGGUAGCGGCUUUCAUCAGCCACCCUGUAUUUAGCAAAUACUCAACUAUAAUAUACUGACACAAAUUUUUCCUAAAAAAUCCUAAAAAUUACAAUUGUUAUUAAUAUUAAUGCAAUGACGUCAUAAAAAACUGAUGCACACUGGUGUCCACGAUACAGCGGUGAAAAAUCAUCUGAAAGCAAAAAAGCAAACAAAUUCUUAAUCUAUACAUCAAUGGUUAUCGUCGUACGUGGCGGUUUUUUUUAUUUUUAUUAUUUUUUUUAAAUGGUGCAGGUUUAAAAAUGAGUUUGUGUUUUUACCCUUUUUUUGUUUUUGAAAGGCUUGAAAAACUAUUUAUUAAUUUUUGGAAUUUUAAAAAACGGCUAUGCACGACUGUAGCCAAUACAUUUACAAAAGUUCAAAAAAAAUAUUUAAAUCGGUUCAUAAGUCUUCAAGAAAUCGGGGCCACCGUGUUCAGAAAAGUCGUCUUGAGAAAAAAGCAUUUAAAGUUUUCAUUGGACGUCGUAUGAUAACUCACUACCUGCACUUAUUGUAUUGGGUAUAACUUCAUCAAUUUUCAAGAUUUUAAGUUAUCAUUUUUUUCACAUAUUUUUGAAUACAUCUACUUUAAGGGGUUACAUGGGUUUCGUCGGAUAAAAAAGACCUAUUUUCAAUAUUUUUUUUCUAUUUAAAAAAAUAUUUAUUUAAUUCAAACUUUUUUCUGUCUUAUAGAUACAUAUUUAAAAAAAAAUUUCUGAAAUUUUCAAAAAAAAAAAAAAAAAUUAAAACUCCUCCAUUGUGACGUCAAUCCUGGUGACCCCUCGAAAAAAAGGUGCGUCCGCGUUGUCAGCAUAACUCCUGACAGGCUCAUCAAAAAUGAAAAAACAAAAAUAAAUGUUUUAGUUAAGACCAUAAACUCGUGCUUGAAGGAAGGAAAGAAAAAAAAGUAAAAAUUUGAGUUUUGGCAGACAUUUCUCCAAAAAAUUUCGGUCAAUUAAUUAUUCGGAUCGACUUGAAAAUUUAGGAUAAUAUUCCUGAGAUGUUGUAGAAAUUAAUUUGCCAAAAAAAAAUAAAUCGAUUUUUUGAACAAACAAAACCCAUGUAACCCCUUAAAAAAAUCCAAAAAAAAAAAAACGAUUUUUUCGAAAAAUCACAGUGGUGUUCCCCCUUAAGUAGAACCUGGUUAAGGGUUAAGAAUUGGUCCACUUUAGAUAAAAUUUGGGCUGAUAUAUUGUUCUCUGUCUCACUUUCUAGAUGGGCUACACCAUCUGAAUAAGUUGGUUCGCCCAGGUUUGCUAUUCGCUUUUGUGACGCUCUUGGUUCUGCUGCUACUUUUGGUAAUGUUGAUGCUCGACAUGUUAAUGAAGUUGUUGUUGCCGUUGUUUAUAUAACGAGGUUUUUACAACUCCUAGGCAACUUGACACCCCCUGUAGUUUGCUGCAUGGUUUUGUCCACAAUUGCAGCAUUUUGGUAGUUCUUUAUCUGGCUUUUUGCAUUCUAUUCUUGCAUAAUCACCAGCGCAUUUAACGCAUUCUGGCGGGUUGCAGCAAUAUCAGUAAUUUUUAGUUUGCAAAAGCCCUGGCAGGUUUUGCAUCGAGGGAUUAGCUAGUAUUCUUUUAAUUUCAUCAAUCAUUUUAUUCAACUGGUUCAAAGCGCAAUGUAAACAUAUUUAGGACUCUAGACUAACUUCCACUUUAGCUUUUUAUAUGCAUUUUUGGCUCUUAAAGCCUGAAUUUUCAAGCCUGCAAUAAUAUCUUCUGGCUGACCAGAGUGGUGUUUCAUCUUUGACCACUACUCUUAUUUGUCUUGUUUGCUUGCUUUCGUAAGAAUGUCAUAGUAAUAUUAUCUUUAGGUGUCUUAAGUGAAGGCGUUGGCGGCUUAUCUUAGCAUUUGUUAAUAUUUUUGGCGGUUGUGGAAGCUCAAGGAACUUAAGUUGUCCUUUUUGUAAUGGCGGCUUCUGGCGAUGAUUUAAAUUCUCUUUUCUUAUUUGCUCUCUUACAUAGAUUGUGAACCACUCCAAUUUCUCUUUCAAGUACCUCUUCAUUAGUGUGAUACUCAACGUCAGUGGUGUUGGGCACAACUCAUGAUAGACAGAGUAAUGAGAUGACGCCUAUCGUGGUGCCGUUACUUUGCGCUCAGCGAAUUUGACAAUGAGUUACGUCGUAUUAUCACGAGUAAGGCCUGAUUACCAUUUUCGUAACUUUAUUUAGAAUUUUUUUUUGUUAUUUAGCUUUGGAGUCUUAAUUCUUUCUUCUUUUUUUUUAAAUGUAAUGCUUAUAAUUUUGCAAAAUAUAAAUUUUUUUUUAAAUUAGUUCAGUAAUUCACUCAGUUUUAUUUAGCUUUACGUCUUUAAACAUCUGGUCGCAUUGCCGCGAUUGCAGUUGUUGUUGGUGUUCUUCUGCUUUCAGCAGUCAAAUUUCUCUCUCGCUACUGCAGUGUUGCCUAGCUUUGGAUAUAACAACGCACUAAAAAUCCGAUUUAAAGAAAAUAAAAUACCAAAUUUUUAUUGAAUCACUUAAAGAACUUUGUAUGCGUGACAAAUUGUCUUUAAAAUGUGCGUGUUUUUUUUAAUAAAUGUGUUAUGGUUGUGUACAAUUUAAUUAACGACUUUUUUGUUAAGAGAAACUCUUUUGCUAAGGUAACGCCAUUUUUGCCAUAUUUCAGAUAACGUAACACGAUAAGGUACUCUUUUUCUAAAAAUUAUUUUUUUUAUGGUUUUUUCAGUAUUUUCUGGUAUUUUGUUGCUUAUUUUUAUUGUGAAUACACCUCUUGAAUCCCUAUAUCCCACUUAGGAUUGCCGACUGGACGAAACGAUUACAGCUCUAUGGUUUUAGUAAUUCUCAUUCAGUAAAUUCAAAUGCUUUUUAAAAUGUGUAAAAAGGUUUUCAAUGUUAAGAAGAGUUGAGAGAGGGACAUCUAAUAUUCUUGCAUAACCUUAAAAGGGGCAAACAAUGAAAUUUACACUUUCAAAAUAUCAAAUUUUAUAAGAACCAGCAAAUUUGCUUUAGCACUAAAAGCUUCUCAGAGUGACCUCUUUUAACAUUCUUUUGUUUGAUAAUAAAGUUUGGCUGUCCGAGAAAAUAUUUGCGUUAUUGACUGUGAGUGGGCAUGUGACUAGCCAAUCAGCUGCUUCUUUGAUUGCGGCUAUCUCUGCUUGGGACACACGGCAGUGGGCCGGGGAGCUCUUCACAAAAUACUCCUCCACCAACCUUUCCUUCCAACUUCCAUCCUACCGUGAACAAAUUUACCAUGCCCUGCCUCCGAGUGUAGCCCCCAGUCAACUCUUCCCUUGAUGGAAUGAGAGUGGAGAAUAUUCCGCUUGGACUACGCGAGGUUGUAUAUUGACCCCAACUUAAUCCAAUUAACUUUUUGCAAGCGUAAAGUGCUUCGAUGGCUCUUUUUACUCUACAUAUCUUCGACAUUUGACUUCUAUCUGAGUUGUCUGUCUAAUAUUAGACCUGACUACCCUGAGUGACGUACCAUCUAUCACCAGAGGAGUUGUUUCUGGAACUCUGUGUUUAAUAGUAAAUGAGAUGAGUUCAAUUUUUUUAAGGUUGACGCUUAGCUCAUUUGCUUUUGACCAGUUUUCAAUUCUGUUUAGUAAAUAUUGCCUGAUUUCACAAAGUGUAUUUUGAAAUUUCCCUCUUGGCUAAUGGUUAAUGGUAGUAAAGGGGUAAGGGCCUUUAGCACUGCGACCAUAUUGAUCUAUUGUGCACCUUAUGCUGUCUAUUGACUGUUAAGUCCCUUCUAAGGGAGUGAUUGUAGGUCUUCAUCUAUAAGCAUGAACUUUUUUAAAAACUUUUUCCUUCUAUGCAUCAACGCCAAACAUUUGAUGAUGAUAUGUUCUAUAGACUCCUCAUCUUCGCAGCAAAAUCUGCAGGUGCUGGUGUUAGUUAUGCCUAAUUUAUGUAAGUGUGUGUUGCGGGUGAAGUGACCCGUGAGGGCGCCUGUGAGAGUGCGAAUGCUCUUUUUGUUUAAUGUGCGGGCCAUAUUAGCUCUUUUAGCAUUGAAACUUAAGAACUUUUUGGAGUGUCUAAGACCCUGCUGAAUUAAUAGACUUUUCGCCCAGUAUUUUACUUUUUGUUUUAGGCUGUUUUUGUUGAAUCCGAACAUAGGACUAGGUCCGAUGAAAUUUACAUCUGCCCUUUUUUGGCUUGAAAGUCUGCCUUUUCGUUGUCGUCAUAUCCCUCAUGUCCUGGUACCCAAAUUAAUGAGACAUUGUUUUUGGAUGCCAAGUUAUUGAGUGCCUUGUGGCAUUCUAAGAGAGUUCUUGAGUUUUAAGUAUAGCUGUCUAAAGCUUUUUGAACUGAUUGGCUGUCCGAGAGUAUUCUAAUCUUUACUCUCUUGUGGUUUCUAUGUUGCAUGAUGUUUGCUGCUUCCAUUAUUGCGUAUAAUUCCGCUUGGAAGAUGGUGGGAGUGAAUGAUUUUUGGAUUAUGGGCCCCACUACUCCUGCUCCUACACCAUAAGGUGUUUUUGAGCCAUCAGUGUACCAUUUUUGUGAAUCAUCAUUCAUCUAUUUUGGGUUUGUUUUCCACUCGUUCCUCUCAGGAAAGGUAACUGUGUAUCCUUUUGUGAAACAGAGGGUUGGGUCAAUGUGGUCUGAAACUUGAGCUAUGCUUAUGGUGUUUUUGACUUUAUUUAGGAUACUUAGGUGACCGGUGAGGUUGCCUAAUUUGAAAUUUUCUUUCAUGUGUAGCAUGAGUGCUUGCGUAGCUGCUUCCUCUUGGAUUGCUAUAUGAAGUGGCGGAAGAUUAAGGAGUGCUUCCAUUCCAGCUGUUGGGACAGUUCUCAUAGUCCCUGUGAUGCAUAGGCAAGCAAGCCUUUGUACUUUUCCCAGUUAGGUUACCGCUGUUUCUUGAACAGAAAACAUUUUGAAGAAUUUCCCUUUUAGUGCAAUCGCUACUUCGUCCGCGUAAGCACCAAACUUUUAUAUUUGAUGGAUUAAAAUAUAAUUCACUUAAUACAAAUUUAAAUACUUAAUUUGGAAAUGAAAUUGUAUCCAAACUGCAAUGUCAUCUAUGCAGUAAAGGGUUCGUUUUAUAUAUAAAUUUUUUACUAAGGGCCUCGUUUCAUUAUUUGACAUGGAAAUUUACAAUCUUAAAAUACACCAAAAAAUUUGUGAACAACAAAGUAAGUGAACAGUUUGAAACCACCAAAAAUAUUAUAUAUAAUUACAAUUUCAUAUACAUAUACAUAUAAGUAUUAAUAUAUGUAAAACAGAAAACUAUGGGAAAAGGUUCAAUAUAAAUCAUGAAUAGAGAAAUGUGUCGCUUAGUGUAAAGGCUGUUUCGGAAGCAACAGAGCGGGUGCGCAAAGGCAAACUUGAAAUUUUCAUUAUAGUAAAUAUAACUGUAUAUCUAUGUAAUAUGUACAGGGUGUUACCGUUUCGACUUUGCUUUCAAACAGGCAGCGUAUGUAAGUCUAAUACAAACAAAAAGGAAAAAAAAAUUAUAAUAUUAAUGAAAAAUAAAACUAAGGCAAGGCGAGCCACAAAAAUACAACACUGCUCUCCAAAUGUUAACCAAUUUUCAAUACUCACGCAAUUUUUUCAAUACUGCACUGAAAAUGUUUUCUAUUUUUACAAACACAAAUCGCAAUGCAGCUGAUGCAAAUAAUUCAGAUAUUACAAAUACAAAUACAAACCCAAAUACAGUUUCUGAUAAACGACACCCUGUUGUACUUGUAAAUGAAAUGCCAAGCAGUACUUUAUAAUUACAUGCAUACAUAUUAUUAUAAUUACUAGGUAUGGUAUGAUGAAAAACAAAUUCAAUUUAACAAAACAUUCGCAUACAGAAAGAAAAAAAAAUUAAAUGAACGAAAUAUGAAAACAUAAUUGAAAAAAUUGAAAAACUGCAAGUAAUUAAUUAUGUAUUUAAAAAAACAAUGUAUCUACAAUACAAUACAAUGUGAGAUUCAAGCAAAAACAAAAUAAAACAAACAAAAAAAAAACGAAUUAAACAAAAACAAAAGCAAAAACUAUUGAAAUUGGGAUACAUUAAAUAAUUUAGGAAAAAGAAACGAAUGAAAAAUUAUGAUAACCACAUUUUAUGGGAGCUUAAUCAUAAUCCCUCAUAGAAAAAGACGCACAUACACACACACACACACACACACACACACUCAUACAUAUACAAAACUAAUGUAUACUAAAUUAUAAGCAGAUGUAUAAGCAUUUACUGUUGUGUGGCAAUUUAGAUGCAUAUGUACAAGUAAUGCGUGCGCAUUCAGGUACAUACAUGCACACAUACAUACAUACAUUCACUUACACCAACACAUGCAACAUUAAGUUGGCAAGCAAAUACUUACAGCAGAUGGAAAUAGGAAAGAGCGUGAGCGGAAAAUGUAAGCCAUGUAAAGAACUAACUAUACAAAAACAACAACUAAGUACACACAUACAUACAAGCAUAUAAUACCACUCCAUGGACUUAAAAUGAAGCAAUGUGAAUUUAAGAGCAAAAACCGAUGCGAUUUUUUUAGGUAAAUUUCUUUAGCAUAUGGAAAAAAAGCAACCAAAAUAAUAGCAUCAGUAUUCGCUCUAAUUGUUGGCUACUUAAGUAGGCCAUUCACUAAUGUAAAUUUACAGACAAAACACAGUUUACGCAUACAUAUGCGAAUUCGCAUUAAAUCAACACACACACACCCACACACACACAGCAUCAUAUUCAUCACAUGACUAAUGAAACGAAAGCCUUAAACUAAAUGCGUACAUGCCUAGGUGGGUAUGUAUGCACUUGUACCUAGCACACCUCCUCUCCUCCUACAGACAGAGAUCACUACCGCAAUCAUACAGCCACUUCCAAUACACAAAGCAAACAUACAGACACAAUUCUCAGCAAGUAAAGCUAAAAGUAUUUAUAUGCUGCUCAUUGUCUAGCAACAAUUGUUCAUACACACAUACACACACACACUCAUCUGCACUUCGAAAUGGGCUUCUAAUAUAUUUACACAUCCACAUCCACAUGUAAUUGUAAUUCAUUGUAACAAUCGCAUGUAUACAUAUGUAUGUGUGAGUAUUUAUAUGUAUUUAUCUCAAUAUAUGAUUUGUGUUUUAUUUGAUAAGCCAAUGGAUUACAGCUGAUUUUAUAAUUAAUUUGCUUUAUAGUAAAUGUAUUUGUGAGAAAAAUCCCCAAAAAUAAAACUAUAAGUGAAAAUAUAUGCAGAAAAUCUUAACAUACAUACAUACAUACAACUAAAUAUUUGUUUAUUUUGUAAAAUUUUUAAAAACUACAAAUAAAGUCGAUAUUAUCAUUAUAAAUGUAAAUUAA